This is a messenger RNA of Oryzias melastigma (Indian medaka), 4620 nucleotides long. Its product is annotated as zinc finger protein 883-like. Bases 609 to 2669 code for a protein of 686 amino acids. The transcript has 2 exons. Lineage: Eukaryota; Metazoa; Chordata; Actinopteri; Beloniformes; Adrianichthyidae. The record is from RefSeq and is a predicted model, not a curated record.
ACAAACAGAAGAGAAAAAAAGGCUUCAGUCUCCAAUAAGUCUCAGCAAUAGAACAAAGUUUCUCAUCACUACCAAACAGAUUUUCCCCCAAACAUAUUUGAAAAUGGGUGCGUUUUGUAGUCAUUUUUAUUUUGUAGUUCAGAUGGUUGGAAUGACGUCACAUCCCCUUAGCAUCUUGGUUUAAGAAAAUAAAAUAAAAUUUAUACUUUAAAACGAACCUUGCAAUUUCUUGUCUGAAACUGUAAUUUUACAUUUGUGUCAUUUUUAAUAAACAUGGUUUUAGUUUUGAAUCCUUUUUGUUUUACGUUCCUGUCGUGACCCGGAAGUAAGCAGAACAAGGCCGCGCUAGCAUGCUAGCUGCGUUAGCUUGUGCUGAAACGAAGGCGGUGUUUUGUUCGGACGUGUGUGAGAUUUCUACAGACAUGUAUCGAUACGUGAUUCGAUUCCAAGCGAUCACAUUUAGCCAAAGUGUCGUAAAUGAGUGAAUACGUGUUGAACGUAAAGACAACGUGGCUGUGAUUGUGAGACUAGCAGAUGAUCGGAGCUGCUGCUGUUCAGAGGACUUUGGUGUUUGUUGGAGCUGAAGAUCUUCUGCAGCUGCAGGAACCAUGUCUUCAUUUGCUCAGAAAGAUUCUGUCAGAGAACAACUUUCUGCUGCUGAAGAAACCUUCAGACUCUGUGAAGGAACCAUCGUCCAGAAUGAGAAUGAGGAGCUCUGUGGUCAGCGCAGACUGCUGGAUAUCACCUGGAACCCGCAGCUUCAGCUCCACAUUGCAGUCCUCCCCCAGCAUUUGGUGACUGAAGAGGAAGAUCUCUGCAACCAGCAGAGGAACUUCAGAGAGGAACAAGAGAAUCUAGAACCUCCACAGACUAAAGAGGAACUGAAGGAACCAGAACCUCAGCAGAUUGAAAUGAAACAGGAGGAAACAGAAACUCCACAGAUCAAAGAGGAACAGGAGAAACCAGAACCUCUACAGAUUAAAGAGGAACAGGAGAAACAAGAAUCUCCACAGACUGACCAAGAACAGGAAAAACAAGAAUCUCCACAGACCGAAGAGGAACAGGAGAAACCAGAACCUCCAUGGGUUAAAGCGGAGCAAGAACUCAUCUGCAUUAGUCAGGAUGAAGAGCAACUUGAUCUAAAGCAGGAGAUUGAUACCUUGAUGGAGAUUCCUUCUUAUGAGGAAAAUACUCGCAGUGAAGCAGAUCUAAACAAACAGAAGAGCUUCAGUGUAACUGAGAGUGAGGAUGAAGAAGGAAACCAACAUGAAGAAUCAACAUCAACUACAGAUGGAGAGACAGACCCACAGAACAAAGAUCAGAGGAAGAGAAGAGACAGAAGUCAUGUCCAAAGUGUGGCCAGCUCUCACAUGUCAGAAAGUCCGUGUGACUCUGAUGUUGGAAAAAAAUCCAAGAAGGAAACUUCAGAAGAGAAGCGCAAACCAUCUCCAAAAGAAAAGAGACUUUCCUCUGUUAAGUCUGGUAAAGGAAAAAUAAUUGCAAACAAUGUGUCUGCCCACAUGAGAGCUGAGUCUGAUGGAAGACCCUAUGUCUGUGAAGAAUGUGGUAGAAGCUUUGCUUAUCUGUCCCAAUUAACAACUCAUUUGAGAACUCACACAAAAGAGAAGCCUUUUUGUUGUCAAGAAUGUGAUAAAAGUUUUAGUCAGAUAUGUACUCUCAAAAGACACAUGAGAACUCAUACAGGAGAGAAACCUUUUUGUUGUCAAAAAUGUGAUAAAAGUUUUAGUCUGAUAACUACUCUUACAAGACACAUGAGAAUUCACAACGGAGAAAACCCUCUUUGUUGUCAUGAAUGUGAUAUGAGUUUUAGUGGAAUAUCUAGUCUUAAAUCACACAUGAGAACUCACAUAGGAGAGAAGCCUUUUUGUUGUCAAGAAUGUGAUAAAAGUUUUAGUUAUAUAUCUCAACUCAAAACACACAUGAGAACUCACACAGGAGAGAAGCCUUUUUUUUGUCAAGAAUGCGAUAAAAGUUUUACUCGGAUGUAUAAUCUAGAAAGACACAUGAGAAUUCAUACCGGAGAAAAGCCUUUUUUUUGUCAAGAAUGUGAUAAAGGUUUUAGUCAAAUAUCUAGUCUUAAGUCACACAUGAGAACUCAUACUAGAGACAAGCCUUUUGGUUGUCAAGAAUGUGAUAAAAGUUUUAGUUAUUUGUCUCAUCUCAAAACACACAUGAGAACCCACACGGGAGAGAAACCUUACUAUUGUCAAGAAUGUGAUAAAAGUUUUUUUCAAAUAUCUAGUCUUAAGUCACACAUGAGAAGUCAUACAGGAGAGAAGCCUUUUGGUUGUCAAAAAUGUGAUAAAAGUUUUAGUCAUAUGUCUCAUCUCAAAACACACAUGAGAACCCACACAGGAGAGAAGCCUUUUUCUUGUAAAGAAUGUGAUAGAAGGUUUCUCCAUGCAUCUAGUCACAAAAGGCACAUGAGAACUCAUACUGGAGAGAAGCCUUUUUACUGUCAAGAAUGUGAUAAAAGUUUUAGUCUGAUGUGUACUCUCAAAAGACACAUAAGAACUCAUACAGGAGAGACUCUUUUGUCUUGUAAAGAAUGUGACAAACAUUUUUGUAAUGCAUUUAGCCUCAAAAGGCACAUAAGAACUCACAAAAAAGAGGAGCCUUUUCUUGAGAAAAAUGUCAGAGUUAAGUGAAAAUGGGAUGCAGUAAUUAGAUUAGAAGGAGGCAGAAGUGAGUAUCCAAUGCAUAAAAUUUAGCAGUUUUCUGAAGUCUGACUUUUGAAGUGAGAACAUUUUUUUAAAUUAUUUUUGUAAUAUAAUAAUCACGUUUUCUAAGACAAAUCUUGAGUUUCAUUAUCAAUCAGCCACAAUCCUCAAAAUGAUACAUUUAUAUCUGUAUAAUAAUUCUUUACCAUAUGAGCUUUAUUGUUUUGUUGAACUUUUCCAUGAAAUUCAUUUUUUUGGGUGUAUCAUAAGAGUUAAAUCUUCAGAUCUUGAAUGACUUUUACCGGUUUUGAAGGUACCAUCACUUUUUGUACUGACAUUGUUUAUGGAUUUGAUUUUUAAAGAAACAAAUGCAUUGCUCUAUUUUUGUUGGUCUUAUUUGUAGAUUUUGUUAGAUUUUUUUUUAUUACCAUUUCUUUGUUUUAGAGUUGUUGCGUUGACCUUUCUGAUUGUAGUUUAUGCUGAGACAUUGGGUAUGUUGUCUAAACCUGUGUGUUACUAUGACCACACUAGAAAUAAAUAUAAAUGCUUGUUUAUUUUUUAAAAGUUUCACGUGACAUUUAAUUCUUUCAUUAUUAUUUUAAACAAACUGUUACAUCCUGCUGCACCUUUUUCCAUCAAGACCUUUGGCUCACUCGCAAGUGUGGCCAAUGUGCUUUAAUCCUUCCGCUCUCCUUGGCUUGUUUACGUUAAAAGUGGGGUCAUCUGGACCCCACAAGACAGUGCGCUUAACUUUUUUUUAGAAUUUAUUUUUGAGUUUCACUAAUGUCCAUGGUAGACAUAAAAUCCUGUCCACUUUUGUCCACAUUUGUCAUGGAAGCAAUCACACAUCAAUAUUUGGGUGGAGUCAUCUGGACCCCAAAGAGAGCUGAAGGGUUAAUUGCUGCCUGGUGUCUACUUAAGACCGAGGAGGCCACACCAAGCCAGGCAGGGAGCAGAGCCUCAGGCUGGGUUUUAGUUGGUGUGAUGCUGGUUUGUUUUCUUCUUUUACCUUUUUGUCCUCAGCAAACUUAGAUUGCUGGGUGUUAUUAUGUUAGUUUGGGGUUGGACCUUAGUAGCUCUGGGGUUUGUUUUGAGAAGCAGGUUUUGUUGAAACUCUUGAGUUUGUGAACUUCAAAUUCAGGAAAACUCUGAGUUUCCGGUCUCAGAAAUGGAGAUAACUUAAACCUGUGAAACUGGGUAAAAUCGAACCUGUUUCAUGAAGCGGGAUUCACUGAACUCAGAAUCAAUCACUAUGGCAACUGACUGUGAUCAUAACCUGGUUUGGAGCAGGUUUCAUUCAGGAAGCCUCGUUUCCACUGAGCAGUCUGGUACGGUGCGGUCUGGUAAGGAGUAGUAUGGUACGGACCAGUUAAUUCUGGCGAGUGUUUCCACUCAGCUGAGCCACGCGCAGACAGGGCAGUUUCUUUUGAUUGCGCAUGCAUGCUGUAGACCACAGGUGUCGAACUCCAGGCCUCAAGGGCCGGUGUCCUACAUGUUUUCCAACCAACCUGCCUUUGAAGCUCCUUAUUGGCCAAACACACCUGAUUCAGGUAAUCAGCAGCAGAUGAGGCAGGAUUUCUGGAAAACCAGUAGGACGUCGGCCCUCAAGGACUUGAGUUUGACACCCCUGCUGUAGACCAAUAGCGUGUCAUUGCAUCACUGUCAUACUUCAUCCACCUGCUCGUCUUUUUCUUGCUUUGCUUUUUGUACAUUGCAUAAGCUUUACAGUGUUCUCACCUCAUUCCCAGGAGUUAGGGACCAGAGAACUACGCAAAUCCACAGAGAACCCCCAGUCUCUGUCAUCUCUGAUCUACAGUCAUCAAAAACACUUCUGAUCAUGCUUUGUAAAUAUUUAUUAAAGAACAUUGGAGAAUUGCUCAACAUGUUUUUUUCUAAUAUCCAGAACCAACAGACUGCAAACUUUUCAUGAGGACUGUCA